ACCAUGUCAUGAGAACAUUCAAGCAGUCCCACGGUGAAGCCCAUGUAUAGAGGAACUGAGGUCUUCAACCAUCAGCUGGACCCAACUUGACAGUCAUGUGAGUAAAGCAACUUGAAUGUAGACCUUCUAGGCCCAACUACAUCAUCAGAUGACUGAAACCUCAUCCAACAUCUGACAGCAACUUUAUGAGACAUUCAGCGAGAGUCUACCCGAAGAUACUCCUGAAUUCGUGACUCACAGAAGCUGUGAGAGAUAAGUGUUAUUGAGCCGGAAUCCCUGGACCCUUUUUUCUUUCUCCCCCAAUGAGACACAGGAAGACUAAAAGGGGCUUAAAUCACCCAAUUGCUCCUCUUCCAAGUCAGAAUCAAGAGGGAAUUUUUCUCUGAUCUUCAUGGAGAGAACCUGGAAGGACUUCUGAAGAUAAUUGUUACCAGCAAUAAAAAUUUGACAACUAUUGAUCUAGAAUAUGAUUCUCGAGCCUGGCUUCACAACAGGAUCACCUGGAGGAGAAAAUGAUCCUUAAUCCACAUCCCCAGAGAUUCUAUUUCAGCUGGCCGGCCGUGGGGUCCAGAAGCUCUUGAAAAGUGCAUCAAGUCUAAAGUGAACCGGCUCACUCUUGGGCAGUACUGGAACCAUGAGCAAUAAUGGAACAGACUUAACCACUGGUUUCAUCUCCUCUUCUGUGGCUGUCCUUUUGUUUGGCUCAAACUUUGUACCACUCAAAAAAUAUGAUACUGGUGAUGGAAUGUUUCUCCAGUGGGUACUUUGUGCUGCCAUAUGGAUGAUUGCCCUGGCGGUCAAUCUGAUACUACAUUGCCCUAAAUUUUGGCCUUUUGCAAUGGUUGGGGGCUGCAUUUGGGCAACAGGGAAUGUUGCUGUUGUCCCAAUUAUCAAAACCAUUGGUUUAGGCCUUGGAAUAUUAAUCUGGGGAUCUUUUAAUGCCUUAACUGGCUGGGCAAGCUCAAGGUUUGGCUGGUUUGGAAUGGAUGCAGAAGAAGUGUCAAAACCAGUGCUAAAUUACAUUGGAGCUGGAUUAUCGGUAGUAAGUGCUUUCAUAUUUUUGUUCAUCAAAAGCGAAAUACCAAGCAGCACGAGUUCUGUGGACACCACACCGUUAAUGACAGAGCAUGUGAUCAACAAAAUUCAAGAUCCCUGUCGUGACUAUUCCUGGGUGGAUAAACUCUCUACACUGCAACAGCGCAUAGUGGGCUGCAGUCUUGCAGUGAUAUCUGGAAUACUCUACGGGUCUACGUUUGUGCCAAUAAUUUAUAUAAAGGACCACAGCAAAAGAAAUGAUAGCAUAUACACAGGGGCAAGCCAGUAUGAUUUAGACUAUGUUUUUGCACACUUCAGCGGCAUCUUUCUUACGAGUACAGUCUACUUUUUCGCCUACUGUAUAGCCAUGAAAAAUAACCCUAAGCUAUAUCCUGAAGCAGUCUUGCCAGGUUUCCUGUCAGGAGCUCUUUGGGCAAUAGCUACCUGCUGUUGGUUCAUAGCUAACCACUCUCUCAGUGCUGUGGUCAGUUUUCCAAUAAUCACUGCUGGUCCAGGAUUUAUAGCUGCAAUGUGGGGUGUCUUCAAGUUUAAGGAAAUACAGGGUCUACAAAACUACCUAUUGAUGAUAUUUGCAUUUUGCAUCAUCUUGACUGGAGCAUUAUGCACGGCUUACUCUAAAAUCUAACAGGCAUAAGACCAGCAGAUGGCAGCAGUGGGUAAGAGAACACCACUACGGGACUCCACAAAUAUGCCAAGGACAGAGUUCAUUUUCAUACAGCAAAUGGAUCUCCACUUGUCUUGGACUGGGUAAAUGAUUUUUUUCCCCACAAAUGUGAAAAUAAAGAAAACUAAGUUUCA
This is a messenger RNA of Prionailurus viverrinus (fishing cat), 1854 nucleotides long. It is a transcript of the gene TMEM144, whose product is annotated as transmembrane protein 144. The transcript has 15 exons. Gene Ontology annotation, biological process: carbohydrate transmembrane transport. Gene Ontology annotation, molecular function: carbohydrate transmembrane transporter activity. The record is from RefSeq and is a predicted model, not a curated record. Lineage: Eukaryota; Metazoa; Chordata; Mammalia; Carnivora; Felidae. Gene Ontology annotation, cellular component: membrane. The coding region runs from base 635 to 1681 and encodes 348 amino acids.